Fusarium pseudograminearum CS3096 is the source of this 348-nucleotide messenger RNA. RefSeq lists its product as uncharacterized. The record is from RefSeq and is a predicted model, not a curated record. The transcript has 2 exons. Bases 1 to 348 code for a protein of 115 amino acids. Lineage: Eukaryota; Fungi; Ascomycota; Sordariomycetes; Hypocreales; Nectriaceae.
AUGCCCAACAUCUCCGUGCUCUUCACCAAGCGAGACAUCCGAGCCAUCACUAACGGCGACAUACACUGGCUCGUCGCCGUCAAGCUCGCACGACUGUCUCCCCGAGCUUACUUGUACUUUUCCACAUUCUUAUGGUUUGACGACUUUGUGGCUAGCCUCCCGGGGGCAUACAGUCGCACACCACAGCAUCAGUACGAGCGUGUGAUGGCCUUUGGGAGGCACAAGAUGCAGGAGAUCCACAUAAGGACCAAGAGGGAACGAGAGGAACUCAUGCAAAAGUCCAACGCUGCGGCAGCCGUUACGCCUUCUGGGCAUGUUUUUGGUGACGAUGAUCUGAUCGCCUUGUGA